AUGCAAUGUCAUACGAUACCGUUAGUUGUCUAUAGCUUACUUUGUAAGUUGAAAUAUUUGGAAUGUCAUAGAAAAAAAAAACAAAAAAAAAAGAAAGGAAGAGCCUGGUACGCUAUUCUCGGAACGAAGAGUCAAGUCCAUCACGAACCCCCGGGAAUCAUUAGACAACUAUGUAAGCUACAUGUGUACAGCAGUACUUAUCCAAAAAUAAAUUCUCGCCGAGCGUCACAAUAUUUUUACCCUUCACUUCUCGUCUCUUUAUAUCAUAUCAGUGAAUCCCAUCACGUUAAUUUAAAGAAUACCAGUUUAGUAUUUCCUGUGUCAAUGCUGAAAUUCGAUUUUAAAAAUAUAAAUAAAUUGUCCUUGGUGUGCAUAAACAUAACCAAUCAAUAUCGCAUUAAAGACAUCGGAUUUACAGUUCAAUUUCUACUAUUGGACAAAUUGGAGGCUGGAUUCACCAAGCUCCAAAACUCCGACAGCAAAUCUCUGCUGAAGAAACACCUCACCAAGGAAAUCUUCGACGCCCUGAAGACCAAGAAGAGUGGAUUUGGUUGCUCUCUUUUGGACGUCAUCCAAUCCGGAGUCGAGAACUUGGACUCUGGUGUCGGUAUCUAUGCUCCUGAUGCCGAGUCUUACACUCUGUUCGGUGAUCUCUUCGACCCCAUCAUCGAUGACUACCAUGGUGGAUUCAAGAAGACUGACAAGCACCCUCCAAAGGACUUUGGAGAUGUUGAUACUCUUGGCAAUCUUGACCCAACUGGCGAGUACAUCGUAUCAACCCGUGUGAGAUGCGGUCGUUCUCUCGACGGCUACCCCUUCAACCCAUGCUUGACAGAAGCGCAGUACAAAGAGAUGGAAGACAAAGUGUCAAGCACCUUGAGUGGACUGGAGGGUGAGCUAAAGGGAACCUUCUACCCAUUAACUGGAAUGAGUAAAGAAGUUCAACAGAAGCUCAUUGACGACCACUUCCUCUUCAAAGAGGGAGAUCGUUUCCUCCAGGCUGCCAACGCCUGCCGAUUCUGGCCAACCGGUCGUGGUAUUUACCACAACGAUGCUAAGACUUUCCUCGUCUGGUGCAACGAAGAAGAUCACUUGCGUAUUAUUUCAAUGCAGAUGGGUGGAGAUCUUGGACAGGUCUACCGCCGUUUGGUGACUGCAGUAAACGACAUCGAGAAGAGAUUGCCUUUCUCUCACCACGACCGGUUUGGUUUCUUGACAUUCUGCCCAACGAAUCUUGGAACCACCAUCCGUGCUUCAGUGCACAUCAAGGUGCCAAAAUUGGCCGCUAACAAAGCCAAGCUCGAGGAAGUUGCCGGUAAAUUCAACCUCCAAGUUCGUGGAACCCGCGGAGAGCACACCGAAGCCGAGGGUGGAAUCUACGACAUCUCAAACAAACGCCGUCUUGGUCUUACUGAGUACCAGGCCGUUAAAGAAAUGCACGACGGUAUUGCCGAGCUUAUCAAGAUCGAGAAAGAGCUUUAA
This is a messenger RNA of Cotesia congregata, 1482 nucleotides long. NCBI's taxonomy places the organism in Eukaryota, Metazoa, Arthropoda, Insecta, Hymenoptera, Braconidae. The record is from the annotation of a GenBank genome assembly.